This is a messenger RNA of Daphnia magna, 1026 nucleotides long. Its product is annotated as terepressin/terephysin. NCBI's taxonomy places the organism in Eukaryota, Metazoa, Arthropoda, Branchiopoda, Diplostraca, Daphniidae. The transcript is spliced from 3 exons. Gene Ontology annotation, cellular component: extracellular region; secretory granule. Gene Ontology annotation, molecular function: neurohypophyseal hormone activity. The record is from RefSeq and is a predicted model, not a curated record. The coding region runs from base 385 to 837 and encodes 150 amino acids.
AACCCUCUUCAGCUUUCCGUAGGAGCGAAGCAAUCAGCCCAAAGUGAAUUAAACAAACGUUCGUGUCACCGUUGUUUUCUAUGAAAACACACUGUGAGAGUCGACUUCCGAUGAGUCAACCUGGUAAGGUUAGUUUGUGUGAUAAAAUAAGCUCAAGAAUAUGGAAACAUGUGCACUUCUUCAACCGAAGGUCGCGCAAGAGCAUACUGUCACGAAAUAACAAAACGGGUAUAAAUGCUGGACGGUUUCGUUCUAUUUUAACCAGACAUCCGUCAAAUAGUACACGACUCUGUACAUCUUUCACACUGUCUAACAACGUUGCCAAUAAACAAGUUCAAGUUAUUUUCAUCAACUUGUGUGAAGACGAAAUACAUAGUUUUAAUUAUGGCGGCUUUAUGGACCCUCUGCUUGAUCGCGUUCUCCAUUUUGGAAAUGACAAUGCCAUCGGCGGCAAAGCCAUGUUUCAUUACAAAUUGUCCACCAGGAGGCAAACGCUCAGGUCAUGUUUCAGAAGAUCCUUCGAGUUUCCAAGGGGUAGCUGAAGAACGGCCAUUGUUGUCACAUCAGUGCGCCUCCUGUGGCCCGGGAGGAAAAGGGACUUGCUUUGGAGCAAGUUUGUGCUGCGGAUCGGAGUUCGGAUGUUUCUUUAAAACUAACGAGACUAACAUUUGCUUGUUAACCAAUUUAAAGUCAUCUCGAUCAUGUGAUGAACGUUUUUGGCAAAUCUAUUUUAAGUCUGCUCCGUGCAGCUUAAAUGGUGAUAAACUUGAUGGUAUCUGCGUAGCGGAUCGACUCUGCUGUUCACUUGGACAAUGUAAACAAAACUUCGCUUGCUGAUUGGUACCUAGUAUCCGAUCAAGCUGACGUGACUCCAUCGAUCUCCGACAUUAACUGUAUCGUAAAUAAUAUGAUAAAAUUAUGAAACUUCUACAGUAAAUAAAUGUGCAUUCAUAUAGAAUCACAGGGCCUAUAUCUGUUGGUCCUUGUCCGUGAUUAAAACGAAAAUGAAUACAAUUUCGGCCUGAA